AAAAAAAAUAAAUAAAUAAAAUAAUAAUGAUUAAGUCGCAUGGUCAAUUAUUAUGGCAGGGCUUUCAAAAGAGAGUCAUAUCGAAGGUUAUUACUGAUAGAAUUGAACCCGCUCGACCUAUUAGAGGAACACGCGACCGUUUUGGAAGCGAAAAUAUAAAAUAUAGUCAUAUCUUGAAAAUUGCGUCGUCCAUUGCGGAAUUAUAUUGUUAUGAUCAUGUUUCCACUCCAAUAUUAGAAUUGUCUCAAGUUUUUGAACGAACUUUAGGAGAAGAUUCUGAUAUAAUUGGAAAAGAAUUGUAUAGUUUUGUUGAUAAGGGAGACGACAAGUUAACUUUGAGACCAGAAGGAACUGCUGGUAUUGUUAGAGCAUUAAUUAGCAAUAAUCUAAUUUAUGAUCUCCCACAAAAAUUUUAUUAUUAUGGACCUAUGUUUCGUCAUGAAAGACCCCAAAAAGGGAGGUUAAGGCAGUUUGAACAAUUUGGUGUUGAAUUGUUUGGUCAUGAACAUCCAACCUCUGAUAUUGAAGUAAUUGACAUGGCUUGGACAUUUUUAAAUAAGAUUGGACUUGGUGAUUCUAUUGAACUUGAAAUCAAUUCCUUGGGCGACAGUGAAUCUCGAACAAAAUAUCGAGAUGUUGUAAGAGAAUAUUUGCGUAAAAAUGAACACCAUCUUUCAGAGGAUAGCGCAAAAAGGAUUUCAACGAAUCCUUUACGUGUUUUGGAUUCAAAAAAUCCAAAAGAUGCUCCAGUUAUUCAAGACUGUCCAACAAUUACUGAAUAUUAUAAUUCAACAUCUGCCAAGAGAUUUGAUGAUGUUUGUCAAGGACUUCAAGAUUUAAAUAUAUUAUAUAAAAUUAAUCCCCGUUUAGUUAGGGGAUUAGAUUAUUAUGAUAAUACAAUAUUUGAAUUCAAGUGUUUGAACCCUAAUCUUGGGACCGCUCAAGGAACUGUAUUAGCAGGUGGUAGGUAUGAUGGCCUCGUUCAAAUCAUGGGCGGAAAAGAAAAAGUUCCUGGAAUUGGUUGGGCUGCUGGAAUUGAUAGACUAGCAAUGAUAUUAAAUGAUAACUUUAUACCGUCGAGAAAAAGACCAAUGGCAAUUAUAAUAAUACCGGAUCGUGAAAAGUCUGAAAAUCUUUCAACAGAAACUGAGCCUAUUAUUUCCUCAAAGAAUAAUAAGCUUUAUUAUUAUGGGCUUAACCUCUCCAAAUUCUUACGUGAUAAAGAUAUACCGACAUUAUUUUAUCAUUCUUCGCACCAAUCAUCAUUGAAAAAUAUAUUAAGUAAUACCGUAAAGACAAAUGCUUCACAUGUAAUAUUUGUAGGUGAAAAUGAAAUUGCGAAAGGUGAAGUAACAAUAAAGGAUUUGGAUAAUAAAAUUCAAAAAGGAUGUAAAAUUGAAAAUAUUCUGCAAUAUAUUAAAAUCUGAAAUUUUUAACUUCAAAAAAAUAAAAAAAUGUUAUAUUUACUAAGUUAUUUAAUAAAUUAAAGUUUUUUUUCUUAAUUGAUGUUUAAUAUAUAACACAGAAAAGCAUAAAAAUUUUUAUAAAUACAAUUGUUGUACUCGUUAAUUAUUUGUUCAACAAUUUUUUUUUUUUUUUUU
Rhizophagus irregularis DAOM 181602=DAOM 197198 is the source of this 1601-nucleotide messenger RNA. RefSeq lists its product as uncharacterized. Gene Ontology annotation, molecular function: histidine-tRNA ligase activity; ATP binding. Gene Ontology annotation, cellular component: cytoplasm. Gene Ontology annotation, biological process: histidyl-tRNA aminoacylation. NCBI's taxonomy places the organism in Eukaryota, Fungi, Glomeromycota, Glomeromycetes, Glomerales, Glomeraceae. The record is from RefSeq and is a predicted model, not a curated record.